AUGAAGCGACGGCGUGUAUCCAGAGUAAAAUUCCACGAACCCGACCAAUCAGCGUCGACCACGGCGACGGAUUUCUCAUUCUCUCUCACCAGAGUGGCCGUCAGUCAAAUUUGCCUCUCUGUUGGCUACAGAUCCACCUCUUCCUCAGCCCUCGACACUCUAACCCUAAUCACCACCCAGUUUCUGCAAUCCCUCGCCGGUCUCGCCGCGUCGUUCUCAAACACCGCUAAUCGCACAGAGGCUAAUCUCUUCGACAUCGUCAAUGGUCUCCAAGAUAUCUCCUUAUCUACUUCCGAUUGUUUUCCCGGUGGCUCAACGCUGCACGACACAGACGCGCACUGCUUGAUCAAAUCCGCUGUCAUCCGGAACCUCUCCGAUUUCGUCAGUUACGCUUCCGAGAUCCCUUUCGCGAAGCCGUUACCGAGACGGGAAAUCAAUGGAUCGUCGGGAGGAGACUUGAUACGUAUGCUCCGAUCGCCGGAGAUUAAAUCCAUUCCAGCUUGGCUUCCACCUUUCCCGGAUUCCAGCCUCUACCUCGAGCACUGUACAAAGGAGAAAUCCGAUCACCUGUGGGAAAACUCCGAUUCCGUAAUUGGCCGUGAAACUCUGCAGGAGAAUUCGAAAUCGGAGAGUGCUAGAGGUAGAAGAGGUGGAAGAUUGACGCAGAAUAGAGCGAAAGUGAGAUUCAAGGUGGAACGAAAUCAGAGCAAUGGCGGUGGUUCUCGUACAUUAGAUCGGUGGGAUAAUAAGGAAGGCGAAUUUGGCCGUGAGCUUAUGGUUAAGAUGAAAAUGAGAGACGAAUACAUCUACAGUGGCGAGUGGUCGAUUUUUCAGUGA
Microthlaspi erraticum is the source of this 837-nucleotide messenger RNA. Lineage: Eukaryota; Viridiplantae; Streptophyta; Magnoliopsida; Brassicales; Brassicaceae. The record is from the annotation of a GenBank genome assembly.